UAAGAUUGAUCUUUACUCUUAGCAAUGUCAUCAUCGUCAUCUGUUCCUGACUACUUGAGAGAUGAAAAACUGACACAAGAAACAAGAGAUCUGAUAUCUUCUCUUCCAAGCGAGAAAGGUUGGCUAGUGAGCCAAAUAUAUCAGUUCCAAGGACGUUGGCACACAGAAGCUCUGUUACAAGGAAUCUUGACUUGCCAGAAACACUUUAAGGCCAAAGAUUCCGACAUUAUACUCGUCACCAAUCCUAAAUCAGGUACCACUUGGUUAAAAUCUCUUGUCUUUGCUCUCAUUAACCGACACAAGUUUCCAGUUUCUUCUGGUGAUCAUCCUCUUCUUGUUACCAAUCCACACCUUCUCGUGCCCUUCAUGGAAGGAGUUUACUACGAAUCUCCAGAUUUUGAUUUCUCCCUCUUGCCUUUUCCAAGACUCAUGAACACGCACAUAUCGCAUCUUUCUCUACCCGAGUCCGUCAAGAGCUCGUCUUGUCAGAUUGUGUAUUGUUGUAGGAACCCUAAGGACAUGUUUGUGUCCUUAUGGCAUUUUGGGAAGAAACUUGCUCCUCAAGAAACCGCUGAUUAUCCUCUUGAGAAAGCUGUUGAAGCGUUUUGUCAAGGGAAGUUUAUUGCUGGACCAUUUUGGGAUCAUGUGUUGGAGUAUUGGUAUGCGAGCCUCGAGAAUCCGAACAAGGUCUUGUUUGUUACAUAUGAGGAGCUCAAGAAGCAGACUGAAGUGGAGGUUAAGCGAAUCGCUGAGUUCAUUGGAUGUGGUUUUACUGCUGAGGAAGAAGUGAGUGAGAUUGUGAAGUUGUGUAGCUUUGAGAGUUUGAGUAGGUUGGAAGUUAAUAGGCAAGGGAAACUGCCAAAUGGAAUAGAGACUAAUGCUUUCUUUAGAAAAGGAGAGAUUGGAGGAUGGAGAGAUACUUUGAGUGAGUCCUUGGCAGAUGCAAUAGAUAGAACCACUGAAGAGAAGUUUGGAGGUUCUGGUCUCAAAUUUUCUUGUUGAAUCAAUUUUUAAGAUUUGUUGUUCUGCUUUCUUUUUCUUUUGCUUUAAUGAUGAUAGUUUCUUCAAUCUUGCGACUUUGCUGUUUUUAUGUGAGGGUUGAGUUGUUGUUGUUGUACGAAUAAAAUGGAUUGUUUGUGUUUUCUA
Molecule: messenger RNA, 1146 nt
Organism: Brassica oleracea var. oleracea
Lineage: Eukaryota; Viridiplantae; Streptophyta; Magnoliopsida; Brassicales; Brassicaceae
Product: cytosolic sulfotransferase 12
Exons: 1
Coding region: 25-1002 (325 amino acids)
Biological process (GO): sulfation
Cellular component (GO): cytoplasm
Molecular function (GO): sulfotransferase activity
Source: RefSeq, a predicted model, not a curated record